AGUGGACGGGAUUUCCAUGGUCCUCAGUUUUAUGAGGCAGGAGAAGAAAUUUAGAUUUUCUUUUUACUGCUCGAAGUGCAGCCGCUCCGGACCCUCUCUUUCUCUCUCUCGUAAGAGCUCCCCCCCGCCUGCCGCCACAGCUUCGCCAUGGCUUCAAAGAAGAACGCAAAAGUACACGUCAAGUCCAAAGAUGGGACGAAAACACAGUCAGCCAAUAAGAAUGGGAAGAAGGCGGACUCUGGGUCCAGCAGCAGCUUCUUCACCUGGUUCAUUGUACUGGCCCUGCUGGGUGUCUGGACAUCGGUAGCUGUGGUCUACUUUGACCUGGUCGACUAUCAAGGAGUGCUUGACAAGGCUAAGGGCUUACAAAUUAACCUGUCUGAGGCCUUGCAAGGUAAACUGGUGGCAUACGAUACAGAUGGCGAUGGUGAUUUUGAUGUCGAGGAUGCUAAAGUUCUGCUAGGACUGAAAGAGAAGGCUGUGGUCGUCACUGCCCGUCAGGAACAAGCUGCUGCCCCAGUGGAGACUCCUGAACCGACACCAGAAGCUGUUGAUGAGCCUGAACCUGUGGCAGCUGAAGAUGUGAUUGGAGCUGCUGUAGCAGAGGACCUCUCUGCACCACCACCAGAGCCUGAACCAGAACCUGAGGCUGAACCAGAACCUGAGCCUGAACCAGAGCCUGAGGAGAUUCCUGAGGUGAUAGAGGAGGAUCCAGAGGUGCUGGAGGAGGAGGCUCCUGCCGUGGAAGAGGAGGCCCCUGUGGAGGAGACUGCUCCAGUUGAAGAGGAGUCAGCAGCUGAGGAGAUAAUGGCAGAUGAGCCCGCAGAGGAGGUGGAGGAAGUGGCAACAGAGCAGGCUGAGGAUGAGGCUGCUGACGAGGCUGUGGAGGAGCCUGUUGCCGAGGAGGAGGCCUCAGAUGUUGAGACUGUGGCUGAGGAGGAGCCAGCUGAAGAGGAGGUAGCCCCUUCAGAAGAAGAUGUCAAGGUGGUAGUGGAAGAGGAGGAGGCUGCUCCAGCAGAGGAACCUGCUGAGGAGGCUGCUCUAACAGAAGAAGCUGUUGAGGAAAUAGUGGAAGAGGAGGUGGCAUCACCUUCAGAAGAACCUGCUCAAGAGGUAGCUGCUGAGGAGCCUGCUCAGGAGGAGGAGGUAGCUGCUGAGGAGCCUGCUGAGGAAGAGGAAGAGGCAGCUGCUGAGGAGCCUGCUGAGGAAGAGGAAGAGGCAGCUGCUGAGGAGCCUGCUGAGGAAGAGGAAGAGGCAGCUGCUGAGGAGCCUGCUGAGGAAGAGGAAGAGGCAGCUGCUGAGGAGCCUGCUGAGGAAGAGGAAGAGGCAGCUACUGAGGAGCCUGCUGAGGAAGAGGCAGCUGCCGAGGAGCCUGCUGAGGAAGAGGAGGUGGCAGCUGCCGAGGAGCCUGCUGAGGAAGAGGAGUUGGCAGCUGCCGAGGAGCCUGCUGAGGAAGAGGAGUUGGCAGCUGCCGAGGAAGAGGAGGUGGCCGCUGCUAAGGACGACGAGUUGGCUCCGUCAGAAGAGGCAGUGGAGGAGGUAGUGGAUGCAGAGGAGAUUCCAGAAGAAGCACAGGAGCAGACAGUACCAGAAACAGAAGAAGCAGCAGCACACAAGGCAGAAGACACAGCAGAGGAAGCUGCAGCAGCAGAGUUUGUUGAGUCAGAGGAAGAUAUUCAGGAUGAGCCCACAGAAACGUAGAGGUGUCACAGUCGCCGUGGUGACGGAGCAGGGACCCACAGAUGUUGCAUCAGCACAAUCUGAGCACACUCAGAGAGAUGAUGCACCUGUCCACCUCCAGAGAGAUGACGGAGCCGCCGUGACAACUCGCCUCUACCCCCCCCCCGCCCCCUGUUCCCACCCCUCCCUCUGACUACUCCUCUCGGUGUGAAUGUGUGAGAUGAUGGAUGAAUGUUUAUGAAUUAUGGUACUCCUGUUUUUACCCUUCCUGUUUGUCUUCAGCCUGUCCUCACCACUCCUCCCCCUUCAUUUUUGUUCAGGGCCGUUCAGUUCUGUGUGACUGGCCAGAUGGUCAGGACAUGUCAAGUCUAUGUGCUCUACUGGAGCUGCAACUUUAUUUUGAAGUCUCAGUGAUGUAUUUUGGCUUCCUGGAGCUAAAGUGUGUUGCCAAGUAAACCGAAGCCAAAGUUCAUAACUGAGCAUUUAAAAUCAAACUGUAGUCCAUUCAGUGAGCUCUUUGAGAACAUAGCUGGCUCAACAAAAAUAAAGGUGUUGUAGUGAACGGUGCAGAAGGUCUCCACUGUGAGCUGAUGUUUCCUGGUCCUCAUGCUGAUGACGUCAUCAUCUAAAGUGCAGUCAUUUCUGCCCCUCUGUCGCAGUGGGACUUUACAUUGAUUCCACUGUGUUGAGUUGUGGUCACAGUGUUUUAGAUCCUAUGCAAAGCUGUCAUGAUGCCUGUGACCUACCCUCCUCUCCCUCCUCGGCCCCCUCACCCAGUCAGUACCACUCAGUACGUGUCAACUCCAGGAUGAGCCAUAUGCUAGCAUGUGAAUUCAGAGAAAAAGUGUGCGUGUGUCCAUGAGUGUGUUGUUGUGGGUUGACUAAUCUCUUUUGCUAAUUAACCCUUUGUGUGAGCCGUAGAUAUCAGGAUGUAGUCUUAGAGACUGUUUGACUCUUCUUGUUUGUUCUCUAACUACCUUUACCUCUCUGUGUGUGUGUCUGUCUGUCCGUGUCUGUGUGUGUGUGUGUCUCUGUCUGUGUGUGUGUUUUUUUUUUUGUUUCAUGUAUUCAGAACGAUUAGCAGACCAUCUUAUUAGACUAUCAGAAGAGUUUGAACUGAAGUUGUGACUCAAAGUUCAGCUCUGUAAGUUUAAACUGUGAUGUAAAUGAGGACACUGUGGGCUGCGCAGAGCUCACUGUGGUUCCAACACACCAGUUGUACAUGGAUCCAGUUAUCCUGAAUCAUUUAAUCCUUUGUGCUCCAGAUUCCCGCUGGCUCACAGAGGGUUAAACAGAUCAGGUGUCAUAUUCCUCUGGAAGUCAGCCAUAAGCAGCUGCCUGACACCAGUUAAGUGAACCUUUUGUGGUGAAGCUUCACUGCCUCAUUCUCUCUGCUGAGUAGUUGUGUGUUUGAUUUACUUAAAGGGAAACGCCUUGACACGUUUCUUUAGUCUUUUCCUUUUGACCUCAUAAUUUGUCUGGGUUUUUAAUGAUUGGUCCAUGGCAGCAGGGCUCCUGUAGAGAACAGACCUGAUUCCAUCACACAGCUCAUUAAGCUCAGUGAAGGUGAAGGCAGGGUCUGCAGGUGACCAUCCUGUGUGUCCCUGUUGUAUACAUGAGAUAUGACUGACACUGAUGCUGCAGCACUGUGGAUAACACAUUCCUGUUGUGUGAUACUGACAAUAAGCAUGUAGAUCUCAUGUUGUAGGAAUAAUUGCAACACAACACUACAGACCAAGUCAGACAUUCCUCAUUUAUAAUAAUUCUUCCCACUCUGUCUGUAGUCCUCACAUACUGUAACUACCUGAUGGUUUUAGGGAUGCAGUGGUGUGCAGUAGGUCCUCUUCGUAGGAAGUCUUGUUGUCUUUUCUGUAACACUAGCUGGUCUUUUCUACUUCCUAACACUUUGUACGCCGAUGUGAACUGUCAAACCUUUUUAACAUCGAACAUUACAACCUUAUCAAGAGAGAGCUUCUAGAUUUUUAAAAAGGAACAUUUUUUAAAAGGACUUGGGGAAACAAAUCUUUAAUUUUUCUUUAAAAUGCUUUAAAAGCUUUGUACAAAGCCAUAAGCUGUUGACAGUAAGGUUUACAGGGCUGUGAUACUUCAGGACAAACUUAAGUCUAAGAAUACUAAAAGAAGAGCAAUAAUAAGAAAACUGCAAAGCCAACACAAUGCAGCAACCUGCUCAAACAGAUUCUUCAAUAUUAACCUGUGAUCAGAAGUAAUCUACAGUAUAUGUUGGCAGGGUUGUGAUGAUUUGCCUCCAGACAAAGGAGGUGGCAGGUGUAACUUAGUCUGCUAUAAACAGUAGACUGAGCGCCACACUGUUCUGGGGGAAUAAAGCAAAGAAACUGUCCAUCUCUUUGCCUCACCGCAGGUGAAUGCUGUCUUGUAGACUCUGACAAUGGUCAUUAAAUUAUUGUGAAGUACAGAUGAAUUGUGUAAGGGAGAUUUGAAGUGUCAGUUUUCUGUAAAUGAUCUGUUGCUGCAAUUAAAGGAUUGGGACAACA
Molecule: messenger RNA, 4193 nt
Organism: Acanthopagrus latus (yellowfin seabream)
Lineage: Eukaryota; Metazoa; Chordata; Actinopteri; Spariformes; Sparidae
Gene: asph
Product: aspartate beta-hydroxylase
Exons: 12
Coding region: 148-1701 (517 amino acids)
Biological process (GO): peptidyl-aspartic acid hydroxylation
Cellular component (GO): endoplasmic reticulum; membrane
Molecular function (GO): peptidyl-aspartic acid 3-dioxygenase activity
Source: RefSeq, a predicted model, not a curated record